AUGGCUUCUUGGCAUAUUGGUCAUCAUACUCCAAAUCUUAUUUUCCGUUAUGCAAUGGGAACCAUUUUAAUCCUCCAAGCAAUCCAUCAUGCAAAUCCACUAUCAUUCAAUUACCCCAACUUUAAAGAUGGUGAUGUCAAGAGGGAAGGUGAUGCUUAUAUUUUGAAAGAAGCUAUCCAAAUCUCCAUGAACACCAUUGACCAAAACAACAAUUACAGUGUUGGCCGAGUCACAUGUUACCGACAGAUGCUCCUCUGGGAUAUGAAAUCUCGAAAGCUUGCUGACUUCACUACCAAAUUUUCCUUUGUUAUUUUUUCUGAUCAGAGUUAUUAUGGAGAUGGAAUGGCAUUCUUCCUAGCAGAUCCAAAUUUGCCACUUCUGAUCAAAAUUGAAGAAGGAGGUGGUCUUGGCCUUGUGGAUGGCAACCAAGUAUUGAAGUCAACUCAACACUCAUUUGUAGCAGUGGAGUUUGACACCUUCUCAAAUCCAUGGGACCCUCAAGGCACUCAUGUAGGCUUGAAUUUCAACUCUAUGAGGUCUAACAUAACUAAGCCAUGGUUGACAGAUAUUCGAGAAAAGAGAGUUUAUAAUUGUAGCAUCGAGUACAAUUCCAGCACUCUUAAUUUAAACGUUUCAUUCACUGUGUACAUUGAUGAUAAUCCAGCUGAAGAAUACAUAUUAUACAAGAUUGAUUUGAGAGAUUACUUACCAGGGUCAGUUAUUUUUGGCUUCUCUGCUGCAACAGGAAUAUUUUAUGAAGUGCAUACUCUGGAGUCAUGGUCAUUCAGUUCAAGUCUACAAAGUGAUGAGGAUAUCACAAAUCAGAUAACACCAAUAGCAGCCCCACCACGCCUCAAUGCUAUUUCUAAAAAAGGAAAGAAGAUAGGAUUGUGGGUGGGGCUUGGAAUUGGUAUAGGCUUGGCUGUGAGUUUGUCAGGGAUGGUUUGUGGUUUAUUAUGGAAGAGGAGUAAAGGGAAAGAAGAGUUAGUUUUUGAUCUUAACAUGGAUGACGAAUUCCAGAAGGGAACUGGACCUAAGAGGUUUUCCUAUAAUGAACUAGUUAGUGCAACAAACAAAUUUGCAGAGUCAGACAAGCUGGGGCAAGGUGGUUUUGGUUGUGUGUAUAAAGGUUAUUUGAAAGACUUAAACUCCUAUGUUGCUAUCAAGAGGAUAUCAAGAGAGUCUACACAGGGGAUAAAGGAAUAUGCAACUGAAGUGAAGGUCAUAAGCCAAUUGAGACAUAGAAAUCUAGUACAACUUGUUGGUUGGUGCCACAGGAAGAAUGAUUUCCUCCUCAUGUAUGAGUUCAUGCCAAAUGGAAGCUUAGAUUCCCAUCUAUACGGUGGGAAAAGCUUCUUGACAUGGACAGUGAGGUAUAAUAUAGCUCUAGGCUUGGCUUCAGCAUUGCUUUACCUACAAGAAGAAUGGGAGCAAUGUGUGAUUCACAGGGACAUUAAACCAAGCAACAUUAUGUUGGAUUCAUGUUUCAAUGCUAAGCUUGGUGAUUUUGGUUUAGCUAGGUUGGUGGAUCAUGAGAAAGGAUCACAAACCACACUUAUAGCCGGGACUAGGGGCUAUAUUGCCCCUGAAUAUUUCACUUCAGGAAAGGCUACAAAGGAAUCUGAUAUAUACAGUUUUGGGGUUGUGUUAUUGGAGAUUGCAUGUGGAAGGAAACCCAUUGACCUAGCAGCCAAUGAGGGUCAAAUAACUGUAGUUGAGUGGGUUUGGGAGCUUUAUGGAUUGGGAAAGUUCCUCGAAGCAGCUGACACUAAGUUAUGUGGAGCAUUUGAUGAGCAACAAAUGGAACGUUUAGUGGUUGUUGGCCUUUGGUGUGUUCAUCCAGAUUAUUCAUCAAGGCCUUCUAUAAGUCAAGUGAUUCAGGUGCUUAAAUUUGAAUCUCCUUUACCAAUUCUCCCAGAAAACAUGCCUGUGCCAACCUAUCUUCCUCCAACAAUAAGAGCACUUUUUUCUUCUGUUUCAUCUUUCCCUUUUAUAAAGUUUGUAAUAGAUGCAGUGUAA
Molecule: messenger RNA, 2019 nt
Organism: Gastrolobium bilobum
Lineage: Eukaryota; Viridiplantae; Streptophyta; Magnoliopsida; Fabales; Fabaceae
Product: L-type lectin-domain containing receptor kinase IX.1-like
Exons: 1
Coding region: 1-2019 (672 amino acids)
Biological process (GO): protein phosphorylation
Cellular component (GO): plasma membrane
Molecular function (GO): protein kinase activity; ATP binding; carbohydrate binding
Source: RefSeq, a predicted model, not a curated record